This is a messenger RNA of Perognathus longimembris pacificus (Pacific pocket mouse), 1448 nucleotides long. RefSeq names its product mitochondrial transcription termination factor 3 (gene Mterf3). The transcript has 8 exons. Lineage: Eukaryota; Metazoa; Chordata; Mammalia; Rodentia; Heteromyidae. The record is from RefSeq and is a predicted model, not a curated record. Gene Ontology annotation, biological process: mitochondrial ribosome assembly; regulation of DNA-templated transcription. Gene Ontology annotation, molecular function: double-stranded DNA binding. Bases 146 to 1378 code for a protein of 410 amino acids. Gene Ontology annotation, cellular component: mitochondrion.
UGGGCCGCAGGAGCCCAGCAGCGCCGGGUCACACUCGCGCGUAAGCUGGAGUCAGGGGGCGCGCGGCUCCCCGCUUCGGGUGCCUGGAGGCCACCGCGGAGCCCAAGGCCAAACACAGGCUUCACUUCAGGCUACUUUAAGAAAAAUGGCCCUUCCAGCCCAGCAGAUACCCAGAUGGUUAAACUCAAUUAAAUUGAGUAGCUUCAUUAACGCCGUACAACUCAGAAAACAUGUUCCGAGACCUGGAAGAACCCUAUUGCAUGGCUUUUCUGCUCCAGCUCAGAUGUCCUCUGAUAAUUGCUUUUUCCAGUGGGGAUUUAAGACGUACAAGACUUCCUCCUUAUGGAAUAGUUCCCAGUCUAUUAACUCAAGCAGGCCAGAGAGCCAAGACACACUGACUCCUUCAGUGGAGCCGUCAGAGAAGAUACCCAGCUUUGAUUCUGAACUGGCCCUAGACGAACUGGAUGACUUGCCUCCACGUUCUCCACUGCAGCCCAUUUCUGAGGAGGAGGCCAUCCAGAUUAUUGCAUGCCCUCCAUUUCCCCCAGCUUCCUAUACACUUCAAGACUACGUCGAUCAUUCCGAGACUCUGCAAAAGUUAGUGCUGCUAGGAGUGGAUUUGUCCAAGAUAGAAAAACAUCCAGAAGCAGCCAACCUCCUUCUAAGACUGGAUUUUGAAAAGGACAUUAAGCAAAUACUCCUAUUUCUCAAGGAUUUGGGUUUGGAGGAUAAUCAAUUGGGAACAUUCCUGACUAAAAAUUACGCCAUUUUCUCUGAGGACCUUGAAAAUCUGAGGACCAGGGUGGCUUAUCUCCAGUCAAAAAAUUUCAGUAAGGCAGAUAUUACACAGAUGGUCAGAAAUGCACCAUUUUUGCUGAGUUUUUCAGUGGAAAGAUUGGAUAACAGAUUGGGAUUUUUCCAGAAAGAGCUUGAACUCAGUGUGAAGAAGACUAGAGAUCUGAUUGUUCGUCUACCAAGGCUACUAACUGGGAGUCUAGAGCCUGUGAAAGAAAAUAUGAAGGUAUAUCGUCUUGAACUUGGUUUCAAACAUAAUGAAAUUCAACACAUGAUCACCAGAAUCCCAAAGAUGCUAACUGCAAAUAAAAGGAAGCUUACACAGACCUUUGAUUAUGUGCACAAUGUGAUGAACAUCCCUCAUCACAUCAUUGUGAAGUUCCCACAGGUAUUCAAUACAAGAUUUUUUAAAAUUAAAGAAAGACAUCAGUUUCUUGACUAUUUAGGAAGAGCACAAUAUGAUCCACAAAAACCUAACUACAUCUCUUUGGAAAAAUUAGUAUCUAUGCCUGAUGAAUUAUUUUGUGAAGAGAUUGCCAAAGCGUCAGUAAAGGACUUUGAAAAAUUCUUAAAAACUCUUUAGUUUUUGAUGAAUGCUAAAAUAAAUUAAUGUAAAGUACUUAUAUAUGUAAAUAAAUUUACUUUUAAAGUCA